AUGACGGCCAAGACGCAGGUACAAGUCUUCGAGUCUUCUUUCCUUAAUCUUCCUUCACUGGCACGUCUCUUGCCCGUAGUGCUGGGCCAAGGCGGCCUGGUCAUCAACCCAAAGAACGCCGAUGAUGGUAGCUCUGCUAUCAAGUCAGUCCCAAUGGACCUCUCCGGUCUCGUCAACAACCGCGCUUUUGCUAUGACCCCAGGAGAUGCAAACAUUGAUGGGACACACUCUGGCUACCCGGCAAAAUAUCUUCCUCCAGCGAACUUCACCUACUCUGGCGUCAACUACAACUUCCCACAGUACAAGGAGUCCGGCGAUGACAAUGUUCUCGCACAAGGGCAGACGCUCAAGCCGCCUCGAGGACGUUACUUUAGUGUGCACAUGCUUGCUGCCGCGGAGUCAGCUAUCGCUACUGGCUUCAUCAAUGCUACAUACUCCGACGGCAGCGUUACCUCCGGGCCUGUGCUGGUGGAUCCAUACUGGGACUGGCCUUAUCCGUAUGGCGGGGAUCUUGUCUUCCCGUACUACAUGACCAAUGAAAGCAUUGACUACAAUCGCUCCAUGGUCUUCCAAACGAUCAACUGGCUCGACUCGACGAAGGAGCUUACCAGCAUCCAGUUACCGAAUGUCACUGUGGGUGCCGCCAACGGGCCUGGAGGAGCGGCAGAAGAAACCAGACUGCACAUCUUUGCUGUCUCCAUGGUACCUGCUACUGCCUCUGGUAUUGCUUUGGAUGUACAGUAUGCGCGCACCACGAAGUCGUGGAUGGAGGGCACGAACAAGACCCAGAUCGUGCAAGUCAACGUUAACAAUGUCGGAGAUCAAUGGGUACUAGCCAACACCAGUGUCAAGGUCUCCGUCUCAGCGUCGGGACUCAGAACAGUUGUUCCAGGCAUCAUCAACCGCUUGCGGCCAGGAGAUCAGGCCAUGGUCCAAGUUGGCGUUGAGAACACGGAAGGUACUGCUGAGGGCACGACUGGACAAGCCACCGUCCAGAUUCUCGGCAACGGUGUCCAGACGAGUCAUACCUUCGACGCCACCUUCGGCAUCCCGCAGUACGAGCCGAACUUCGAGAGCAUAUACAGCCAUGAGCCGCCACCGUGGUACAACACUGGCAAGUUCGGCAUCUUCAUCCACUGGGGCGUCUAUUCUGUGCCGGGCUGGGGCAACGUCGGUGACAAUGAGACUUAUGCUGAGUGGUACUGGUGGGCCAUGAACUCGGGUCCAGACUAUACAGGCAAUAUCUACCAGUACAACCUCGACACCUACGGCCCUAAUCACGUCUACGACGACUUCAUCCAGAACUUCACGGCUUCUAUGUUCAAUCCUAGGGAAUGGGUAGAUCUCUUCGCGGACGCUGGAGCUCAAUACUUCGUGCAAGUCUCAAAACACCACGACGGCUACGCCAUCUUCGACCUUCCGUCCAACGUCACCGAACGGACCAGCGUCGCCCAGUACCCGCAUCGGAACCUUCUCCAAGAGAUCUUCGACGCCGCUGAGCAGUAUCAACCACACUUACACAAAGCUACAUAUUUCUCUCUUCCGGAGUGGUUCAGUCCGGCUUACGCUCGGUAUGGCUUCGGCGACUGGCCUGGCGGCAACGCUACCAACCCCUACACUAACGAGACACUUCCUUACACCGGAUUUGUGCCUGUAGAUGACUACGUUACCGACGUCAUCAUGCUUGAGAUGCAGACCCUCGCCGACAUGGGAACAGAGAUAAUGUGGUGUGACAUUGGUGGCCCCAACAUGACAGCCGAAUUUGCCGCCUCGUACUUCAACAACGCCGCGCAGCAAGGCAAACAGGUCUUGUUGAAUAAUCGCUGCGGUCUACCAGGCGACUUCGACACUCCCGAGUAUGCGCGCUACGACGCCGUCCAGCCACGCAAGUGGGAGAGCAAUCUCGGCCUCGACCCAUUCAGCUAUGGCUACAACCGCGCCACGCCUACUUCCGCCUACCUCACACCAAGAGGGAUCGUGACAAGUCUCAUGGACAUCAUCUCGAAAAACGGAAACUUCCUGCUCGACGUUGGACCCACGGCGAACGGCACCAUCAUCGACAUCGAGCAGAAGAACCUCCGCGCUGCUGGGAAGUGGAUUAACAGCCACGCCCAGGCGAUCUUCAACACGACGUAUUGGUUCGUUACGCCUGAGGAGGGCGAGGCGGUGCGGUUUAGUCAAAACCCGAAUGCUUUUUACAUUACUACACUGUACCCGCCGAACGGGACGUUGGUGUUGGAUAGUCCGGUGCCUUAUGUUGAGGGGGAUGAGGUGACGGUUGUGGGUGGUGAGAUGGCGGGGACAGUGGUGCCCACGAGGCUGUUGGGUAAUGGGAGUUUGGAGAUCACGGUCAGCGAGGAGGUAGUGGCGGCGGAUGAGUAUAGUUGGGUGUUCAAGAUCCCGUUCGGAGGGGUGACGAGUACGUCCUCAGGUGGACCUUCUCCGAGCUCGAGCGUGGCGCCGAGUACCAGUGCAGCGGCUGUAGUGGCAGCAUCUUCGUCGUGGGGUUGGAGAAUUGGGUCGUUGGCUGUAAUCAUUUGGUUGAUGGUGUAG
Saxophila tyrrhenica is the source of this 2553-nucleotide messenger RNA. RefSeq lists its product as uncharacterized. The record is from RefSeq and is a predicted model, not a curated record. Gene Ontology annotation, cellular component: lysosome. The transcript has 2 exons. The coding region runs from base 1 to 2553 and encodes 850 amino acids. Gene Ontology annotation, biological process: glycoside catabolic process; fucose metabolic process. NCBI's taxonomy places the organism in Eukaryota, Fungi, Ascomycota, Dothideomycetes, Mycosphaerellales, Extremaceae. Gene Ontology annotation, molecular function: alpha-L-fucosidase activity.